Leptopilina boulardi is the source of this 1834-nucleotide messenger RNA. Its product is annotated as adenosine receptor A1-like. The record is from RefSeq and is a predicted model, not a curated record. The coding region runs from base 612 to 1757 and encodes 381 amino acids. Gene Ontology annotation, cellular component: membrane. The transcript is spliced from 5 exons. NCBI's taxonomy places the organism in Eukaryota, Metazoa, Arthropoda, Insecta, Hymenoptera, Figitidae. Gene Ontology annotation, biological process: G protein-coupled receptor signaling pathway. Gene Ontology annotation, molecular function: G protein-coupled receptor activity.
AAUCAGUUGCAAAAAAAAACGAGAACAAAAUAGUUUUUAAAUAAACAAUGAAAAAAACAAAAAUCUGAACCUUAAGGAUCAUUAUAUAUAUAUAUAUAAAUAUAUAUGAUACAUCCCUAGAACCUCUAUUUCAUCCGGGUCGCGAUAAUGCUUAUCAUUUAUUAACGACUGAUGUCGCUGCCAUAGGCGCCAGUGUAUUUUGAGGUUAAGUUACAAUAAACUUACUGCGGUGACGAUCCGAGCACUCGAAACAGAACAGAUGAACCGCAUAUGUAUAUAUAUAUAUAUAUAUGUACACAAAAAACACACGUGCGAUCAACCACGAACCUUGAACAGCAUCAGUGGUAGUGAAGGAGGCUUUAUAGGAACUAGUACGUCAAACCACAGCAUUUCCAUAAAUGGGCUUUCAACAUGAACACAAUACAUUAUCAAAUCCACACAUCUUUACUUUAUAUAUGUAUAUACAAUAUAAUAGGGAUUGCAUAACGAGGGGUGGGUGAUUGUGAAAUGAUAAACAUUCAAGACUACUUACAUGCAUUUGAGAGAAUAUACAUAUUAGGGAAGAAGUAAACCUGAAUUUUCUUCUCAACGAAGAUAAACAGGAAUUCAUAAUGAAUCGUUCAACGACAGUGUCGUCAAUAUUUGACGUGACAAGCAGUUUACAAGAAAUGAUUAAAGUUAAUUCAGGAAUGUCAUUGGACAAGACAAGAAGUCUCUUCGACAACGAUCCUGAUGUAUCACCUGUGACCUUAUCAGAAGACUGGUCCCGAGUUGCUCGUCUAUUACUACUAGCAUCACUAGCUGUGGUUGGAAGUGUUGGAAAUGUUUUUAUGAUAUCGGCCGUUAUGGUCGAAGAUCAUUUAAGAAAAAUAGGAAAUGCAUUUCUGGUGAAUGUCGCCUUAGCGGAUCUGAUGGUGACAGGUCUCGUUUUACCAGCGUCUGCAAUUGUCAUCCUAGCAGGACAUAAAGAAUCCUUGGGAAUUUGUCGCUUCGAAUGGACUUUAGAAGCGUUAUGCUUUUUAGUAACUGUAUUGACAUUGGCAGCCAUAGCUGUCGAAAAUUACAUGCGUCUCUACCUUCCAGUUGAAAGGUAUGCAAUACUAACACCAGGACGUGUAACAAGUUCAAUUCUAUUGGUAUGGGCAGUAGCAGCAACAGCAAUAGGUCUUCAAUCAUCAUUUGAUUUGGGACCAGAUUUUUGUAAUAGACGUUUUAAUGGUAUUGCAAUGGAACAGGCUGUUGGUGCAAGUAUAUUGGUAGGCCUUCCAGUUCUUAUAACGAUUCUAAUUUAUCUAAUGCUAGUGACAAGAGUUCGUCGUGCGACACGUGGUUCAUAUAAGCCACCAGUAGCAUUCUCAUGGGAUUAUGAAUUAACAAAAACAAAUAUCUAUAGUUUUUUUCUCUUCGCAAUAUUUUGGAUGCCAUUGGGUGUGGCGCUUUGGAUAAGUUCAGUCCGUCCUGUAAAAGCACGUGUCUUCAUUAAUCUCGCUUGGUUUGCACUAUCAAAAUCAUGUGUUAAUAAUUUACUUUAUUGCGUUGUUGAUCGUCAUUUUCGUAAUGCUUAUGUAAAAUUAUUUCACUAUUGUUGUUUUAAAACAACAGUGAGUUUUUCACGAAGAACAAGAGGUGAAGUAUCACGUUCUGGUGAUGUUAAAUUGCGAGUACAUAUUAUUCAAUCCUAUGCAACUAGUCCAGCUUCCUACUGCCGUCCCACUAUUGCAAAUAGACCCAAUGGACGCGAUGUCUAUGAGCUUUAGAAACAUUUUUAUUUAUUUCCCUAUAUUAUGAAUUCUCGAGAUUUUUUAUUUCACAAAUUCCUUUAGAUCUAGUUUAA